CAGCCCCUAGCUAACACUACAAAAAUAUUCUCUCCUCUCUUGGAAUAAAAGAAGAAAAAACAGAACGGUCAGACUUCGGAGAGCUACUACCAGCAAAACCGGAGGUUCAUUUCGAUCUAUCAAUGGCGGAGAAGAGCUUCAAGUACGUGAUCGUCGGUGGUGGUGUCGCGGCUGGGUAUGCUGCUAGAGAGUUUGCCAAGCAGGGAGUUCAGCCGGGUGAACUAGCAAUUAUUUCCAAAGAGGCGGUGGCUCCAUAUGAGCGUCCUGCACUAAGCAAAGGUUAUCUGUUUCCUGAGGGAGCUGCAAGACUUCCAGGUUUCCAUGUCUGUGUUGGAAGUGGAGGAGAAAGACUGCUACCUGAAUGGUACAGCGAGAAAGGAAUUCAGUUGAUACUUGGCACAGAAAUUGUCAAAGCUGAUCUUGUUGCCAAGACUCUUGUCAGUGCUGCAGGGGAGGUCUUUAAGUAUCAAGUUUUAUUAAUUGCUACUGGUUCCACUGUUAUUAAACUGUCUGAUUUUGGUGUACAAGGUGCUGAUGCUAAGAACAUCUUCUAUUUAAGAGAAAUUGAUGACGCUGAUAAGCUGGUGGAAGUUAUUAAAGCAAAAAAGAAUGGAAAGGCUGUGGUUGUUGGGGGAGGCUAUAUUGGUCUUGAGCUCAGUGCAGCUUUGAAAAUAAACAAUCUUGACGUUAGCAUGGUCUAUCCAGAACCUUGGUGUAUGCCUAGGCUUUUCACUGCUGGAAUUGCUGCCUUCUAUGAGGGUUACUAUGCUAACAAGGGAAUCAAAAUUAUCAAGGGAACGGUUGCAGUUGGCUUCACCACUGACUCAAAUGGGGAGGUGAAGGAAGUGAAACUUAAGGAUGGCAGGACCUUGGAAGCCGACAUUGUUAUUGUUGGCGUUGGUGGAAGACCAUUGAUAUCACUAUUUAAAGGGCAGGUUGAGGAGGAGAAAGGUGGAAUAAAGACCGAUGCAUUUUUCAAAUCAAGCCUUCCUGAUGUAUAUGCUAUUGGGGAUGUGGCUACCUUUCCCAUGAAACUGUACAAGGAUAUGAGAAGAGUUGAACAUGUUGAUCAUGCCCGUAAAUCAGCUGAGCAGGCUGUAAAGGCUAUCAAGGCAGCUCAGGCAGGGAAAUCAAUUGAAGAAUAUGACUACCUUCCUUAUUUCUACUCUCGUUCCUUCGAUCUGUCAUGGCAGUUCUAUGGUGACAAUGUUGGUGAAACCGUGCUUUUCGGAAACAAUGAUCCCACAUCAGCAAAUCCGAAAUUUGGAACAUACUGGAUUAAGGAUGGAAAAGUUUUGGGGGCUUUCCUGGAGGGCGGAACCCCAGAAGAGAACAAGGCUAUUUCUAAAGUUGCAAAGCUCCAACCACCAGUCGAGAGCUUGGAUCUGCUGACAAAGGAAGGACUGGCCUUUGCCUGCAAGAUCUGAAACUGCCCUAUUCAGAGACUAAAGUGUGAAUUCCUUGGACGUUUGGGUUGUUGAGCUUUACUCCUUAAAGAGUAAUUUUUAAACUUUGUUAAUGUACUUUCGAAUUUAUUACAUAAAUUUGAGAUUCACUUCCUCUUCUUGAUAAUGUUCAUAUUAAUAAUAGCCUGGUCUCUUUUUCGAUGA
Molecule: messenger RNA, 1610 nt
Organism: Carica papaya (papaya)
Lineage: Eukaryota; Viridiplantae; Streptophyta; Magnoliopsida; Brassicales; Caricaceae
Product: monodehydroascorbate reductase
Cellular component (GO): cytoplasm
Molecular function (GO): oxidoreductase activity, acting on NAD(P)H
Source: RefSeq, a predicted model, not a curated record